AUGUCGGUCAAGCGGGUCCUGGUUAUCGCAGGAUCCGACAGCUCUGGUGGCGCCGGCAUAGAAGCUGAUCAAAGAGUACUUGCCGCCCAUGGCUGCUAUGCCCUCACAGCCACGACGGGAUUGACCGCACAAAACACACUCGGUGUCCAGGACAUUUUUGUGGUCCCAUCGGAAUUUGUGAGAAAACAGAUCAAUGCAGGCCUAGAGGAUGUGGGUGCCGACGUAGUGAAACUUGGCAUGCUUUCGUCCGCGGAAACAAUCGAUGUUAUUGCCGAGACACUGCAAGCGCAUCGAGUUCCCGCCAUAGUCCUCGAUCCAGUUAUGGUGUCAACUAGUGGAGCGCAGCUUCUUCCGGAGAAGGCUGUAAAAGAGCUUCGAGAAAAGCUGCUCCCGAUCACUACCAUCCUCACACCCAAUAUCCCAGAAGCCCAGCUUCUAUUGAAGGAUGCUGGGCUAGAAGUUCCUGAGCCUGCUGACCUUUCUGAAUUGACUGAACUUGCCAAGAAGAUCUGCGCCCUGGGUCCAAAGGCUGUUCUGCUGAAGGGAGGGCAUCUUCCACUCACUAAGGAUCUCAAGACAACUCAGGACCCCAAAGAUGCAACCACUGUUAUCGAUAUUCUUUAUGAUGGCGUAACUGGGGAAACAGCUCUCUUCGAUACAGAGUACUUGAUAACCAAGAACACCCACGGUACUGGCUGUUCUCUUGCCUCGGCGAUCGCCGCCAAUCUCGCCAUGGGCAAGGAUAUGUCCCGAGCGGUGCGCAGUGCUGUGCGAUUCGUUGAGGCGGGCAUCAGAACUAGUGUUGAUCUGGGCAAGGGAAGUGGACCAAUUAAUCACUUCCACUCCAUUUAUACUAUGCCCUUUGCACCUGGUCGAUUCGUUGAAUAUGUCCUGGAUCGCCCGGAUGUUCAGCGGGUUUGGAAAAGAUUCACUCAUCACGAGUUUGUUGAGGGUAUGGGCCAGGGCACGCUACCCACGGAGCGAUUCAAGGAAUACCUCGUGCAAGACUACCUGUAUUUGGUCCAAUUCGCCCGGAGUAACGCACUGGCAUCAUACAAAUCGCAAAGCAUGAAUUCAAUAGCAGCAUCUGCCCAAAUUGUCCUUCAUAUUCAGCGGGAAAUGGCUCUGCAUCUAGACUACUGUGCUUCUUUCGGUCUCUCCAAGGAAGAGAUGGAAAUCCAUCCUGAAACUAUCGCUUGCACUGCGUACAGCCGGUAUAUUCUUGAUGUGGGCCAGUCCGAAGACUGGCUUGCACUCCAGAUGGCUUUGGCCCCCUGCCUGAUAGGAUAUGGAGCCAUUGCUCAGCGACUCCAUGCUGACAAAGGGACCCUCCGUGAAGGAAACCUAUUCUGGAAAUGGAUCGAGAACUAUGUUGCUGCUGACUACACCGAAGCCGUGCGACUCGGAUCAGCGUUACUGGAGGAGCACAUGCAUCAGGUAUCGCCCAGUCGUGUGGAGGCCUUGAUUAAGAUCUUUAUCCGGGCGACUGAAUUGGAGAUCAGCUUCUGGGACAUGGGAUUAAGUGAUAAGAAGAUGUGA
Molecule: messenger RNA, 1539 nt
Organism: Penicillium odoratum
Lineage: Eukaryota; Fungi; Ascomycota; Eurotiomycetes; Eurotiales; Aspergillaceae
Exons: 8
Coding region: 1-1539 (512 amino acids)
Biological process (GO): thiamine biosynthetic process
Cellular component (GO): cytosol
Molecular function (GO): hydroxymethylpyrimidine kinase activity; phosphomethylpyrimidine kinase activity; thiaminase activity
Source: RefSeq, a predicted model, not a curated record